AUGCUUGAUUUUGAAGCAAAACGGAAUGCUCUGUUUGCAUGUCUUGAUGAUGCCAGCAGUGAACUAAAGGGUACCAGUUUGGAUCAAACAAAUGCGAUGAAAAAUCCCCUGAAGCGCAGCUCGUCUGGCGAUACAGAACUGGUGUACAGAAAUUCCAGCAAAAGCCCACAUAAAAAUGUGUCUUCUGUCGACCGUGCCCUCAAGAAUCUGCGUGGUAAAGAGAGUAUAUUCAAAAAACCAGAACUUCCCAUAUCGAGAUGUCUAAAGCCUCGAUCAUUGCCAGAUUUUAAGGUAAAUCCUCACAAAUGGAAGAAAUACUCUUUGGAAGAUGUUGACAUAUCAGAUCACACAAAUACAUCGGCUGCAUUUGAAUUUCUACGAGAAAUUGAUGCUCGCAAGGAAACUGAUGAUGAUGGUGUUAGCGAAGACCGAGAAACUAUAUUGACAAAGAAAAUUGAGUUUAAAAAAUCCAGUAAAAUAAAUCGUAACAUUAAGACAUUGCAAUCGCAAGAACAACAGGACGUAGAAGUAGAUUCACCAAAGUUGAAGGGAUCAAAGCUGGUAAUGCCCGAAUAUGUUAUUGGUGGUUCGAAGAAAAAGGUAGCCAAGGCGAAGAAUACAAAACAAGACAGAGCUGCGGGCAAACUAAAGUUAUCACAUUUACAGGAAGAAGACGAAGAUGAUGAAUAA
This is a messenger RNA of Musca vetustissima, 690 nucleotides long. RefSeq lists its product as uncharacterized. Lineage: Eukaryota; Metazoa; Arthropoda; Insecta; Diptera; Muscidae. Bases 1 to 690 code for a protein of 229 amino acids. The record is from RefSeq and is a predicted model, not a curated record. The transcript is spliced from 2 exons.